Messenger RNA from Pelobates fuscus (common spadefoot toad), 2573 nucleotides. RefSeq names its product gametogenetin binding protein 2 (gene GGNBP2). The transcript is spliced from 13 exons. Gene Ontology annotation, cellular component: nucleus; cytoplasm. The record is from RefSeq and is a predicted model, not a curated record. The coding region runs from base 65 to 2071 and encodes 668 amino acids. NCBI's taxonomy places the organism in Eukaryota, Metazoa, Chordata, Amphibia, Anura, Pelobatidae.
GGUUCGGCUGCUGUUUACGACACUCACUGAGCUGCUGUGUUUCAGGCAGGAGCUGGAGGCAGAUAUGGCGCGGCUGGUGGCAGUGUGCAGGGACGGAGAGGAGGAAUUCCCGUUCGACAUCAGGCAGAUCCCGCUCUACAUCGACGACACGCUGACGAUGGUGAUGGAAUUCUCUGAUAACAUUUUAACGUUUGAUAAACAGCAGGUAGACGCGUUGCAACUUAAGCAAUUCAUUCAGCGCCACAGCAUGUUGAAAGAGCAAGAUUUGUCCAUCGCCAUGAUGGUGACGUCACGUGAAGUAUUCAAUGCCCUUUCUCAACUUGUCCCAUGUGUUGGGUGUCGACGCAGUGUAGAACGCCUUUUCACCCAGCUGGUCGAAUCUGGAAAUCCUGCUCUGGAUCCACUAUCCAUAGGUGCAAAAGGAGUUCUUACUUUGUCACACAGCUGCAUGACUGAUGCAACCAAGCUGUAUACUCUGUUUUAUGUUCGUGGGACUAAACUGAGCAAUAUGAUAGAUGCAAUUCCCAAGAGCAAGAAGAAUAAAAGGUGUCAGUUGCAUUCUCUAGAUACACACAAACCAAAGCCUUUAGGGGGUAAUUGGAUGGACGUUUGGGAAGUCAUGUCCCAGGAAUGUAGAGAUGAAGUUGUUUUAAUUGAUUCAAGUUGUCUUUUGGAAACCUUAGAAAACUAUCUUCGUAAGCACAGGUUUUGUACAGACUGCAAAAAUAAAGUGCUACGGGCUUACAACAUUUUAAUCGGGGAACUGGAUUGUAGUAAAGAAAAGGGCUACUGUGCUGCACUUUAUGAAGGUCUGCGCUGCUGUCCACAUGAACGGCACAUCCAUGUCUGCUGUGAGACAGACUUCAUUGCACAUCUUUUGGGUCGAGCUGAACCAGAGUUUGCCGGCGGGUAUGAGCGUAGAGAGAGGCAUGCCAAGACAAUAGACAUAGCUCAAGAAGAAGUUCUAACAUGCCUGGGUAUUCAUCUGUAUGAGCGACUGCACCGCAUCUGGCAGAAAUUGAGAGCAGAAGAGCAAACAUGGCAAAUGCUUUUCUACCUUGGUGUCAAUGCCUUGCGCAAAAGCUUUGAGAUGACUGUUGAGAAAGUACAGGGCAUAAGCCGGUUAGAGCAGCUCUGUGAGGAAUUUUUGGAAGAGGAAAGAGUCCAAGAACUCAAGCAAGAAAAGAAAAGGCAAAAGAAGAAAAACAGGCGAAAAAAUAAAUGUGCUUGUGAUAUUCCACCAUUGGCAGAAACAGUGGAUGCGACAGUCAUUAAUCAAAACAAUGAUUCCUCUGUUUUUAUGGAAAAUGGGUGCACUGAUUGCAACAAAUCAGACGAUAGCACCAACUGUGUAGAGGUUAUUGUCACCAAUGAGAACUCUUCAUGCACGUGUCCAAGUGGUGGUGAUCUUCUGGUAUCUCCAAAAAUAAAAAAGGGGUUAACGCCUCAUUCUAAUGGUAGCGAUUGUGGCUAUUCGUCUAGUAUGGAGGGCAGUGAACCAGGAUCUCGAGAAGGCUCAGACGUGGCUUGCACUGAAGGCAUUUGCAACCAUGACGAAGCUGGGGAGGACUCGUGUGUGAACUGUGAUAGUUGUGUGGAAUGUUGGGCCAAUGCAACAGAAGACAACCUGAAAGGGAAAAACAAAAAGAAGAAGAAAAAAUGCAAACCUUUUAAAUGUGAAAACGAAAAUAUUCCAAAGCCAGUAUCCUGUAAUCGAGAAAACUCAGGCAUUGCUCACAGUGAUCAGACCAAAGAUGGCAUGGUUGACAGCUGCUGCACUAUCACAGAAAAUACUGGACCGACCUGGUUAGAUCAUAGAAGUGAAUUAUUCAAGUGCACAAACACAGCGGACGGAUCUUCUAUAUUCGAGGCAGGAAAAGGAACAAAAACUUUAAAAGAACUUUUGGACGAAUCAGAAUGCACAGCAGAAGAGGAAAAUGGCCUUUCUCAAGAUGAAAUACAGACCUUUAUGGCAAACAACAAGUCUUUUUACAGCAACCGACAGCAGUUCAGACAGUAUCUAAAGGAAAAAUUCAACAGAUACUGCCUCCUACAUGAGUACUCUUUGUAGUAGCGGCUGACAACAGAUUGAGCAUAUUAAACAAAUAAACUAGACCCGUCUUUCAUUGAAACAAUCAGAAUGACUACUGCGCCUUUCUGUCUUUACAAAUUCUCUGAUUUGGUCUCUGAUUACAUUUUACCAUAAUUCCCCCACUCUUUUGUUACCCCGACCCAUAUAAUUUGGUUUUCUUAAAGGGAGAGGAUAAUUGCACAUCUGUUGAUUUUGGGCUUGUAAAUUUUUUUUUUUUUUUUUUUUAAUGGUUCUUCAAAUUUAUAAUUUCCCCCCCUCCCCCACUUUGCCCUUGGUUAAUGUUUCUGCAUAUACAUGUUCACACACCCUUUAGCAUUAUAUGUAAUGUUGUAAUUGUAAUUUUGUACAAAAUGUCAAUGAGUGGGACAUAGGAUUUUACAGAAUCAAACAUCCAUUUGCUAAAUGUUUGGAUGUAACAUGUAAAAGAUGUUCAAAACAGGGAAAAAAAGAGAAAAAAAUAAAGAAUAUUUAUUAAGAUGCA